Exophiala aquamarina CBS 119918 is the source of this 786-nucleotide messenger RNA. RefSeq lists its product as uncharacterized. The record is from RefSeq and is a predicted model, not a curated record. The coding region runs from base 1 to 786 and encodes 261 amino acids. Gene Ontology annotation, molecular function: protein binding. The transcript is spliced from 2 exons. Lineage: Eukaryota; Fungi; Ascomycota; Eurotiomycetes; Chaetothyriales; Herpotrichiellaceae.
AUGGCAGUAUUGGAAUUUAUCCUAGAGCGAACUGAGAUCAGCCUAAAUGCUAAGGAUAUAGAGUUUGGUCGAACACCCCUAGCUUGGGCAGCGAUGCAUGGGCGUAUCGAGGCAUUGCAGUAUCACAUUGUACGAGCAGAAGUGGAUUUGGACCCUAGAGAUGACGAAUCCGGUCGCACGCCUCUGUCGUGGGCAGCGGGAAAUGGCCAUAUUACAAUCGUUCAGACACUUCUGGCACUUGAAGCGAGGAAUGGGUUUCUAGACGUGGUCAAAGAGCUGCUCUCCCGUGCAAACAUCAAAGCGGACCUAGAGAGCAUCUUGAGCCGGACGGCUCUAUCAUAUGCUGCGGAAGCAGGUCAUCAGGCAGUGGUCCAGGUGCUGUUGAAACUGGAAAACGGUAUUAACCUAAACACCAAAGAUUCAUCAUUCGGCCGGACGCCGCUGUCGCUGGCGGCUGCCAAUGGACAUACAGUAGUCGUGCGAGCUCUACUCGAGCGGGACGGUAUUGAUCUAAACACUAGGAGUAAAUAUGGUGCAACGCCGCUGUCGUGGGCGGCACGCUACGAUCCUGCGCCUGUCGUGAAGCUGUCACUCACGCACGGAGCAGACUUGAGUAUCAAGGACGACCGUGGCCGCACGCCUCUCGCAUGGGCUGAAGCUAAAGGACAUACCCUCAUGACGGAGCUGCUUCGAUCCUGGCCUUGCUUACCUACUCGUCGUGAUGAUGAUGGGGAGGAUGAUUCCUCCUUUGACACGCCUUCCGCCGUACUUUUGCUGCUGCGAUGA